Ciona intestinalis (vase tunicate) is the source of this 928-nucleotide messenger RNA. The record is from RefSeq and is a predicted model, not a curated record. NCBI's taxonomy places the organism in Eukaryota, Metazoa, Chordata, Ascidiacea, Phlebobranchia, Cionidae.
UGAAAUUCGACAAACACCUAAAACUGAGUGAAAGAACAGGCAGUGACAAAGACGCUGCAGCUCUCCUCAAAACCGCUGAGUUGCUUGGUUUCGAAACCGAAGAAUAUCUGGAUCUUGAGAGAAAACAAAUUCGCAGAAAACUUUAUGAACUUUCGGAGAUGGACCAUGGCGAUCACGAUUGCUUUGCGUGCGCUAUUCUCACUCAUGGUGGAAAAGAUAACAUCUUAUAUUCGCAUGACGAUGAGAUGAAAUUAAAAGAUUUUACCACUCCUUUCGAAGCAGACAAAUGUCGUUCGCUUGCAUCGAAACCAAAGCUCUUCUUUGUACAGGCAUGUCGUGGGGACCUACUUGACCGAGGAGCAAAAGUAAUUCAUUUGAAACAAUCGACUGGCGACGUGUUGGACCGCAACCCAAGCAAAGUUGAAAGUUACACAAUUCCUGUACAGGCAGAUUUCUUGAUUUCUCAAGCGACAGCACCAGAUUAUUACGCUUGGAGAAGUUCUGACAAAGGAUCUAUUUUCAUUCAAACACUUUGUUCAGUUUUUGAACGCUAUAGUGACGAAAUGGACAUAAUGAAGAUUUUAACGCGAGUGAACCGUGUGGUUGCUUUCAACUUCGAGUCUUGGACACAGCGUCCUGACAUGAACCAUAUGAAGCAGAUUCCAUCCAUCACCAGUCAACUAACUGCGGAACUAUUCAUCAAAAAGCCAAAACGAAAUACCAAUCCGAGCACUUAAUUGUACAAACAGUGGGAUCUACUGCUAUUAAAUAAACAGCCUGAAAACGUUUUCGUUUAUUCCAAACGUGUACCAUACCACAAGAAAAGGCAGAAAAAAAAUGUUUAAGCUUGAUUUCCAAACCGUACAUAUUAUUUUGUGCUAUUUUACGUGUAUUACGAAUAAUAAAUUCAUCUAAUAUUUAAUUAAAA